UAUACGGGCAACGAGUAGGGGAGGUAAAUUCCAGACCAGACCAGACCAGCCCAGAGGAGAGAAAUCUAAAUCUUGCUUCUUUUGUUUGUUGUUGCCAACCACCGAAGGGAAAUCCGCGUUUCCAAUUUGGAUCUGGUGGUGAUAGAGACUAACAGAGUCUUAGUCUGAGUCACAGAUCGAGAAGUUGCGACGCCGUCGUCAAUGAUGGCCUUCUCUUCCCGCUUCUCUUUCCUCUUCAUUUGCCUCUCUCUCGCCGUCUCUCUGUGCUUCGCCGAGGUCCGGGUCACCGAGAUCCGAGACGAUGACCGGGCCAUAAUUCCCUUCGAUGAGUUCGGAUUCACCCACACGGGUCGCCUGGAGCUCAACGUGUCAGGGAUCUCCUUCUCCAGCCAGAUUCCCAAUCCCCAACUCUCGAAGAUCGGAUUCCUCCUCUGCACCCGCGAAACGUGGCUCCACGUCUUCCAGCAGCUGGAGGAUGGAGAGAUCCAGUGCGCCCUCGAUUCCGACCUGGUCAAGAAGGUAUACACCUUCGCUGACCUCAAAAACGGCAACGAGAAGAGCUUCGGCACCGUCUUCUCCGAGACCGACGCCGAUCAGUUCAUCCUCCUCUUCUCCAACUGUAUCCCAAAGCUCAAGGUCUCCAUGGACGUUCGAUCCGCCAUGUACAACCUCGACGGCAAGAGCCAGCGUCGCGACUAUCUCUCCGCUGGAAAAACCGUUCUGCCUAGGGUUUACUUCCUCUUCUCCCUGGUCUAUUUCGCUUUCGCAGGCCUUUGGAUCCACGUCCUCCACAAGAAACGACUCACCGUUUUCGGCAUCCAUUUCUUCAUGCUUGCCGUCGUCAUCCUUAAAGCUUUGAACUUGCUCUGCGAGGCGGAGGACAAGUCGUACAUCAAGCGCACUGGUACGGCGCAUGGCUGGGACGUCCUGUUCUACAUAUUCAACUUCUUGAAAGGAAUUACUCUCUUCACGUUGAUCGUUCUCAUCGGAACCGGGUGGUCCUUCUUGAAGCCCUACUUGCAGGACAAGGAGAAGAAGGUCCUGAUGAUUGUUAUUCCCCUCCAGGUCGUCGCCAAUAUCGCUCAGGUCGUGAUCGAUGAGACCGGCCCAUUUGGCCAGGACUGGGUAACUUGGAAACAGGUGUUCUUGCUGGUGGAUGUGGUCUGCUGCUGCGCCGUGUUGUUCCCCAUUGUCUGGUCCAUCAAGAACCUUCGCGAGGCGGCCAGGACAGAUGGCAAGGCCGCUGUGAACUUGAUGAAGUUGACGCUUUUCCGGCAGUAUUACAUUGUGGUCAUCUGCUACAUUUACUUCACCCGCGUUGUGGUCUAUGCCUUGGAGACUAUAACCUCCUACCGCUAUCUUUGGACCAGUGUGGUGGCUUCGGAACUGGCCACUCUUGCUUUCUAUGUCUUUACCGGUUUGAAGUUCAAGCCUGAGGCUCACAAUCCUUACUUUGUGAUUGAUGAUGAGGAGGAAGAGGCUGCUGCUGAAGCGCUCAAGCUGGAGGACGAGUUCGAAUUGUGAUUCUCACCAUCAAGAAGAUGAUGAUGAAUUGAUGAUGAUGAUCAAAAUUAUGGUUUCAGAGGUAUAAUCAGAAAAAUACAAAAAUGGGGGUUCUGUUCUUUUUGAAAGUUAUAGGCAUAUUUGGGAUAGAAUUUGUGUUAUUUUAUCCUUGCUAUGGUGUUGAGUUGCUUGCUUUGAGCUGUUACUGUUAGAAUCUUAGGGGGACUCUCAUAUACACAAGUCUGUGAAUUGGACAAUAUGUUUUAGAUAUCUGUGAAUUGGAUAAUAUGUGUAACUACUGAUACUUCAUAUUUGGCAUUCAUUUUUGGGA
Ziziphus jujuba (common jujube) is the source of this 1834-nucleotide messenger RNA. RefSeq names its product protein CANDIDATE G-PROTEIN COUPLED RECEPTOR 7. The coding region runs from base 202 to 1524 and encodes 440 amino acids. NCBI's taxonomy places the organism in Eukaryota, Viridiplantae, Streptophyta, Magnoliopsida, Rosales, Rhamnaceae. Gene Ontology annotation, biological process: transport. Gene Ontology annotation, cellular component: Golgi apparatus; membrane. The transcript has a single exon. The record is from RefSeq and is a predicted model, not a curated record.